GGAACCCCUGCUCUCCACCAGCCGCUGGGAGAACCCCUGCAGUACCACACGCGGCCGCGGCGGCGCCAGUGAGCCCCCUUCCUCCACACACACACACACACAGACACACAGACGCACACACCGCUCCGCUAAAGAUGUGAAAAUGGCGGAGCUACAAAUGCUUCUGGAAGAGGAGAUUCCAGCAGGACGAAGCGCACUACUGGACAGUUUCACCAAUUUGGAAAGAGUCGCGGAGUACUGCGAGAGCAACUAUGUCCAGUCUCCAGACAAGCAGAGGGCGUUGGAGGAGACCAAGAACUACACCACCCAGUCUCUGGCCAGCGUAGCCUACCUGAUCAACACGUUGGCCAACAAUGUCCUGCAGAUGCUGGACAUCCAGGCCUCACAGCUCCGCCGCAUGGAGUCCUCCAUCAACCACAUCUCACAGACGGUGGACAUCCACAAAGAGAAGGUAGCACGGCGGGAGAUCGGCAUCCUCACCACCAACAAGAACACAUCCCGCACACACAAGAUCAUCGCCCCAGCCAAUCCCGAGAGGCCUGUGCGCUACAUCCGCAAGCCCAUCGACUACAGCCUGCUAGACGACAUGGGCCACGGAGUCAAGGCCAGUGCUCAGAACAUGAAGGCUGGAGGAGGCGGACUCCCUCGCACCAACCCCCCCACACAGAAGCCCCCCAGCCCGCCCAUGACAGGCAAAGGGACCCUUGGGCGCCACUCCCCCUAUAGGACGCUUGAGCCGGUGCGUCCACCCGUUGUCCCUAACGACUACGUCUCGAGCCCGACGCGCAACAUGGCGCACCCCCAGCAGAGCCCUGCACGCACUGCAUCCGUUAAUCAGAGGAACCGCACGUACAGCAGUGGGAGCAGCGGAGGCAGCCACCCCAGCAGCAGUCGCAGCAGCAGCCGAGAGAACAGCGGCAGCGGCAGUGUGGGCGUCCCCAUUGCUGUGCCGACCCCAGCCCCGCCCACCGCCUUCCCAGGUUCAGCCCCUGCCCCAACCAACCCAGCUAAACCUUCCCCCAACACCGCCACCCCUGCCGCUACCCCUGGGCCACCCACAUCUGCUCUAGACAGCCCCCCACAGGCCCCCAACCCCCCUUUAGAGAUCCCUCCUGUACCCCCACCCCCUCCCCAGCUCCCCGCCUCUGCGGCCCCCGCUGGCACAGGCCCCGCUACUUACGGCAACCCUGCACAAGGUGCUCCUCAGUUCUACAGCAUGAACCGCCCGGCGCAGCAACCCCAAAACCCCCAGGUGGGGGGCUCCCUGCCGUAUCGCCGACCCUCGUCUGUCACAGGUCAGCCCAACAUGGCCCACAACCAGAGCCAGCUCAACGGUGGACCACACUUCGCCCAGAACCAAGCAGGCCCGCUCGCACCCCCUCCCCCCUCCAUGCAGAUCACCCCUCAGCUGCCUCUGAUGGGCUUUGUGGCCCGAGUUCAGGAGACUAUCUCAGACGUGCCGCCCCCACCACCUCCUGCCGAAGAGCCGGUGUUUGAGGAGCCUACACCUCCGCCGCCGCCGCCGGAGGACUAUGAGGAUGAUGAGGAUGAAGAGGAGUCGGCGGUGGUGGAGUACAGCGACCCCUACGCCGAGGAGGACCCGCCCUGGGCCCCACGCAACUACCUGGAGAAAGUGGUGGCCAUCUACGACUACGCUCGCGACAAAGACGACGAGCUUUCUUUCCAGGAGGGCGCCAUCAUCUAUGUGAUAAAGAAGAACGACGACGGCUGGUUCGAGGGCGUGAUGAACGGGACCACAGGCCUCUUCCCUGGCAACUACGUCGAGUCCAUCAUGCACUACGCCGACUGAACAAUCCCCCCUCCGAGUGGACGAGGAAGAGGAGCGGGAGGAGCGUUUGAUGGGGGAGGGGAGGGGAGCUGAGGGUUAAAGGUCAAAGACUUUAAUCAGACAGAGUUUGAUCACCUCCAGGCGAAUAGAGAAAAAAGGGGCGAGUGAGAGAGGAAGCAGUUUUUAAAGAAGUUGCAACAUGACAAACUGAUGCCCAGUCAUUUUCUCGACAUAGUCGCCGUUGUAAAACAACCACUACUCUAGAUAUAUCCUUCCCUGUAAUAUUUCUUUCUUUGUUUCUUUAUUUGACUGAGGAGAACUGGACGGUGAUGGAGUUACGUAUUUUGAGAGUUUUGUGUUACAUUAUGAGGCCACUACAUUGAUUUUGCUUCUUUCUGAUUUUACCAAUUUUCCCUUAUUUUAAACAAUAUUUAUUUUGAUUUUGUAGUGGGAUAAAUGCUGAGCAGGUAGAUGGGGCUGCUGAGAGGGGUUUAGUCGGGGAUGACCAUGUCGCAGCCUCAGGAGAAAGGGCUGGAGGAGAAUAUCUUCAUUUGUAGAUUUUCUCCUUAACACUCCAGAGACAUUUUAGAGAAAAAUACUCCUCUCUGUAUUUAAAGUGUGAUGCAACAACAAUAUCCUCGGUGGGAAAAAAUAGUAGUUUCUGUACUUGACAAAACCUUUAGUUAGGUAACUCAGCAGGGAGUGUGCCAAAGCUGACAUUUACUAAGAUAAGCACAUCAAAUGUCUUAAGGUGACACACAGGGAGCUAGAUAAAAGUGGGUCAGAAAAGACCUCUGAAAGCAAACAGAAAGCCCCAGGAGUGCUUUAAAUCCAGAAUUUUCCUUAUUUUUUUCAAAGUUUAUUUAAUUAUUUGAAAUGUUUUGCGCCACGCAAGUCCGAGGUUGAACUCGAAGGGGGCGAGUUUAGUCACUACAUGCUUCACUCUGCUGGCCAUUGUGCAUUGUUCGAGUGAAGGAAUCUUCAUCCAGCCCUCAAAUAAGAGAGGAAAGCGAGAGAUCCUCAAUUGCACAAUGACCUGGAUUUUGAGGUCUUAGUCUGCAGCUCCUCACAUGAAUAAUAGAAGAAAUAUAUUAGCUCAACUGGCGCACUAAUCGUUUGCAGUGUUCAUAUGCAUUCGAGACGAAGAUUUUUUUUUUUUUUUUUAAACAUUAUUUUUGGCGUUGUACCAAGGGGUCCAGAAUCGAGUUUUGCUUGCAGAGGAGCAAACUGCAUGUUUCAACGAGGGGGAAAAAAACUUUUCUUUUCUGCUCUACUGAUGAUUAAUGUCUUAAUAUUUUUAGAUAUGGUGUGGUUUGGUUUUUGAUAUUCACCCACAACAACAACGAUGCAUUUAGGUCAUUUCUAAGAUGCUUGUGCCAUAUUGAAGUGUGUGUUGCUGUUCAGAGGUUAUCACUUCAUUUGCAAUAAAUUGGCCAGAGUGGGGUGGAUUGUCGUUGAACUGCAAAUCUUCAUUUUCUUUUUUUUCAUCAGUUUUCCCAAAUUAUUUUAAAUCAAAAGCACAUACAUUUGUAGUACAAAAGGUGUAGAAGAAGAAAUAAUAUAAAUGUGAGAUGUACCAUGUCCUCAAAACAGGACUUACUGAAUAUGAAAAGAAGCCAACUGUUGUGUUGAAAUGGUUUUAACCGUCGCAAGCCCCCGAUACUUCCUUUUGAAAUAAAUUUAAAAAUAAAUAAUAAUAAAUUAAAAAAAAAAAAAAGGCAUCAGUUUCGGCAUCGUUCGUCCUCCGUACAGUUUCCAAUACGCUUGGCUGUUGGGUGUUUGCGAGGGCUCAGUGCUUGUACUUAUGUCAGAAUCUUUAUUUUCUAUUAAAAAAAAAAAAAAAGAAAUAAUAAGUGGGUCUGUAUGUGAGUCUUGCAUGCCAUUGUUUUUAUCUGUACUGGUGUCCCAAAAACCUACGUGGCGAGAUCACCCAUUCUUAAAAAGACAAACAGCCUCGCAGCUCUGACCAGGUACCACCAGCCUCAUCCAAAGAGACUGUACAACUUUACUUCAAGCCCACGUCCGAGGAGUCGCUCUCUGACCUGUGUGGGAGGAUGGAGGGGAGGAACCCGGCUUCCUCCCCCUCGACAGUAGCCGUCAUUACGUCACUGGUGAAAAAUCCUGUGCGUAAGCUGCUAGUGAAUCCUGCGGACAAAGAAACCCGACAGGCGGGAGGGAGAUGAAUGACUGAUGAUAAAUGCAACGCUCAAGAUCACUUGCAAAGCUUGGCUCUUGUUUUAUAACACUCUUAGAAAAAAAAUCCCAAAUUAGGCCCUUGGUCUGCAGGAUUCACAGCCCCUGGAGUCACAGACGUCCCUCGGGAUGUCAAGUUUAACAGUCCAUAAUGCCAUUGUGUUGCACAGUUAAAGUUGAAUUGCAGAAGUGUCAUAUUUGUAAAAUCAUGAGAACAAAAACAAUAAAAUUAUUAAGAUUUA
Messenger RNA from Xiphias gladius (swordfish), 4224 nucleotides. RefSeq names its product abl interactor 2-like. Gene Ontology annotation, cellular component: lamellipodium. The transcript has 11 exons. The record is from RefSeq and is a predicted model, not a curated record. Gene Ontology annotation, molecular function: SH3 domain binding. Lineage: Eukaryota; Metazoa; Chordata; Actinopteri; Istiophoriformes; Xiphiidae. Bases 143 to 1810 code for a protein of 555 amino acids.